UACCGCAGCGCAGCCGCCCCGCCCGGCCUCCCCGAGCCCGGCGAUGGCUCGCAGGACGCUCCGAGAGCCGCUCGCGGUGCCGGGCGGCCGCGCUCCCUCAGUCAGAGCUGGAGGUGUGAGAGUGUCUAAAAAGCAAGAAGCCAUACCUGCUGGGAGAAACACUGGGCCCAAGGGAAGGGACAAGACAAGUGUUGUCAGUAUUUCAAAAAUCCAUCACAUGGAUGUCAUGCUGCGCAAAAUAAGCCGCAAUAUCCCUGCAGCAGCGUUACAAGUUGCUCACCAAAAGCCACUGCCUGCCUUGGAGAAGUUCAUGCUGCCUAAAAGAAUUUAUAUUAUUCAACAGCCACGGAAAUGUUAAGACAUGCCUUUAAGAAAACAAAAAAAUCCCCCAAAAGUCCACCACGUUCACUUUGAAGCAAAUUUCUAUUCUAAAUAGAGUGUAGCAUACUGGUAAAAGGAUCAAAAGCUUGGCUGCCUUGUUAUCCCACUGCAUUUCUGUUGGUGACAAUAAAAUACUUUCUAAAGAGA
Molecule: messenger RNA, 528 nt
Organism: Centrocercus urophasianus (Greater sage-grouse)
Lineage: Eukaryota; Metazoa; Chordata; Aves; Galliformes; Phasianidae
Gene: DAPL1
Product: death associated protein like 1
Exons: 4
Coding region: 44-358 (104 amino acids)
Biological process (GO): cellular response to amino acid starvation; negative regulation of autophagy; apoptotic signaling pathway
Molecular function (GO): death domain binding
Source: RefSeq, a predicted model, not a curated record